GUAACGUGGCGCUUCGUAUCGGCUGCGACAAGAACAGCUCACUCGUCAUUUGGCCGGCAGUUGAGGAUUAUAUCCCUCGCGUCCAAGCCAAUUAAAAAUAACGCUGUGAUUUAUUUAAUUAGCUAAAAUUUUUAGAAGAAAAUUCAAACUUCUUCUCAUCAUGGGGACCUUUGCGACUGCCCUAGGCCUGUUUUUGUUUAUCGUCGUGGCCCGGUCUGACGAUGCACCCAAAGGUCCCAAAGUGACACACAAGGUCACCUUCACCGUGAAGAUAGGCGAUGAACAAAUUGGUGACAUCGUCAUUGGUCUGUUCGGAAAAACUGUUCCGAAGACAGUAGAGAACUUCUACCAGCUAGCACAGAAGCCCAAGGGCGAAGGCUACAAGAGCAGCAAGUUCCACCGGGUGAUCAGCAACUUCAUGAUCCAGGGUGGAGACUUCACUAAAGGAGACGGCACUGGCGGCCGCAGCAUCUACGGCGAGCGCUUCGAAGACGAGAACUUCAAGCUUCGCCACUACGGCGCCGGCUGGCUGUCCAUGGCCAACGCGGGCAAGGACACCAACGGCUCGCAGUUCUUCAUCACCACCGCCAAGACCACCUGGCUCGACGGACGGCACGUGGUCUUCGGGAAGAUCUUGGAGGGCAUGGAUAUCGUGCGUAAGAUCGAGCAGACACCGACCGGAGCGAACGACCGCCCCGUCAAGGACGUGACGAUUGUCGAAAGCCGCGCAGAAGUUGUCGCAGAGCCCUUCGCCGUCACCAAAGAAAGUGCUAAAUAACACUAGCUCUCAAUGCAUUUACUUUGUAAGAUUAAUUUAAAACUAGGGCCAUAUUUAGAUUUACAAACUAAAUCGGCGUUUCUGCCCGAAAGUUAGCAAGAUUGGCGAAACAAAUGCUCAACUUUAU
Molecule: messenger RNA, 905 nt
Organism: Cydia amplana
Lineage: Eukaryota; Metazoa; Arthropoda; Insecta; Lepidoptera; Tortricidae
Gene: Ppib
Product: peptidyl-prolyl cis-trans isomerase 6
Exons: 4
Coding region: 161-778 (205 amino acids)
Biological process (GO): protein folding; protein peptidyl-prolyl isomerization
Molecular function (GO): peptidyl-prolyl cis-trans isomerase activity
Source: RefSeq, a predicted model, not a curated record